UAAUAAUUUUUUCUAAAUUUAAAUAUUUAAAACAGUGAAAAUUUAAAAUAGUGAAUUAAUAUUAAAUACAAAGAAGAAAUAAAAGUAAAAGAGAGCCUAUAAGAUAUUUUACACCACAUUCUCCACAGUUGACAAAGUAAAGAAAAUAUAAAAUGGAUCCUGAAUUAAAUCCAACAACAGCUGGCAACUCACUGAUGUAUCAAGCCAUCGAAGAUGACAAAUUGGAAGAUCUCAAAUUGUUAUUAGAAAAUGGAAUGAAUGUGAAUGAACCGAUAAUAACAACUGGAGAAUUUGCUGGAUUCACAGCAUUGCAUGUUGCAUGCAUGAAAAAUAAAGAUCACGUGGUGGAGAUACUAGUUAAUGAUUAUAAAGCAGAUGUCAAUGCAAUGGCUGCUGACGGGACUCAACCCAUUCAUUUGGCUUGUUUUUAUGAACCAUUAAACGAAUCAUCAAACUGGUCUCCUCAACCAGAACUAGGCAGUAAAAUAAAAAUAUUGGUGAAAGCUAAUGCAAAUGUUGAUGCCGCAUUCGGACAAGAAAUUUUUUCAAAGCACAUCAAAUACAGAGAAUGGUGUCCCGAUUUUGGUGACAAAAUGCCACUAGUUGCAUAUACUGUUAUUUAUGAUAAACCAUCAAUAAUUCAUCAUCUUAAAAAAGUCAACUUGGACAUUAUAAGCCUUACAAAUAAAACAUUGCUGAUGUACGCUGUUGAAAACGACCGUAUUUUAUACAUUUCGGACAUUAUGUCAAAUGUUAAGGAUCCUGAAUUGAUGGAUAAGUUGAUAAAUCACCGCGAUAAUGAUGAUGUACCGCUAACUCAUUAUCCAUUCCAUCCUAAAAAAAAUGGAAAAUUUCUAUAUAAUAUUACGGUGUUCUAUGGUUACUAUAUCCAGUCAACAUUUAUUUCUGACUUAUCAAGUUGGGGGGCUGAUAUUUAUGCACUGAUAAACAAUGACCCAGCAACAUUUUUGCCCAAUCUAUUAGCUUACAGAAGUUGUCCAAUGCUACUGGAGGAUUCUUUGCCUUAUUAUACUUCUAUGCCCUUAUCUAGGGUUUUAUACUACGCCACGCUUCCUAUAGAUGAAAAGUCUGAGCAUUUAGUAUGUGGCGAUCCAAAAAUUGAGCCAAUGGUUUAUCUAGGACAAAUUAGAGAACAUCGAGAAAAUUGUAUAGCUAUUGCUUUAAAAGAUCUGGUCUUUAGGGGUACAUUCAGAUUACCUAUUCCAGAAGAAGAAAUAGAAUUGAUGGAUGAAUUAAUUGCCAGUGACGAAAAUCUGAGAGAGAUUGUAAAUGAUUAUAAAAGAAAUUUCAUUGAAAAAGAAUUACAGGACCGUUAUAUUGUAUUCGGUGAUAAUAAAAUGACAAUGUAUGAUUUUUUAGUGCAAGUUUUUGACUAUAAAAAAUUAAAAUUUUUGGCGCGAGAAGAAAAUUUAUUGGAUGCUCUGCAUCAAGUUUUCGGGCUGGAUUUUGAUGACUAUUGUUUCUAUGAGAUCUAUUAUAAUCCAAUUAAAAUCAGGAUAAAAGAUGCUAAGGAAAGAUUAAGACAUCUCGAAAAUUUGAAGAAAGUUUCAUCACUUAGAGAAGCUAUACCGUUACCGUUUGAACUGAUAUUAGAUAUUGUUGAGUAUCUAAACAACAAACACUUAGACGUAUUUAUAAAAGCAUUUUAUAGUUCGUAAUUUUAUAUUGAAAUCAGUUUUAGUUUUA
Cotesia glomerata is the source of this 1707-nucleotide messenger RNA. RefSeq lists its product as uncharacterized. Lineage: Eukaryota; Metazoa; Arthropoda; Insecta; Hymenoptera; Braconidae. Gene Ontology annotation, molecular function: transmembrane transporter binding. The coding region runs from base 153 to 1679 and encodes 508 amino acids. The transcript is spliced from 2 exons. Gene Ontology annotation, biological process: negative regulation of delayed rectifier potassium channel activity; neuronal action potential. The record is from RefSeq and is a predicted model, not a curated record. Gene Ontology annotation, cellular component: synapse; axon initial segment; membrane.